AUGGAUGAGAGUAACUCGAACGCGAAUUUAGAAACUAUCAAAAACAAUAGUGAAGAAGACACGAGUAACUUAGUACCAUAUGUAGAUUUCAAUUGCGCAAUUUGUGGACUCAAUGAGAAAGGGUUUUUUGGAAAUCUGAAAGCUUCAGACGGCUUUUAUCCUUCGCCCGUGUUCUAUAUGAAAGACCCGUUCAUCCCACCUGCCCGUGUUAAAGCGAGGAGGCCUGUUUUAGCCGAUUACUUGAUAAUGGGAGCAGCAUGCGGAAUGUGUGAACAAUCUGUUUGUAUCAACAAAGCGUGCAGUAUAUAUUUUGGAGGACAUUUCUGUGCCACAUGCUUGGUCAGAGAAAGAAGGAGAUUUCCAGCUCAAGUUUUGACGAAAUUACAAAAAGCUCAAGAGAAUUUAUCCGUAGAACCGAAGUGA
Molecule: messenger RNA, 423 nt
Organism: Auanema sp. JU1783
Lineage: Eukaryota; Metazoa; Nematoda; Chromadorea; Rhabditida; Rhabditidae
Source: the annotation of a GenBank genome assembly